Molecule: messenger RNA, 2271 nt
Organism: Eremothecium sinecaudum
Lineage: Eukaryota; Fungi; Ascomycota; Saccharomycetes; Saccharomycetales; Saccharomycetaceae
Gene: MAK10
Product: Mak10p
Exons: 1
Coding region: 1-2271 (756 amino acids)
Biological process (GO): N-terminal peptidyl-methionine acetylation
Cellular component (GO): NatC complex
Source: RefSeq, a predicted model, not a curated record
AUGGAUUCUCAAUUAAAAGCUUUGACGCUGAAAGAACCAAUAGAAUAUGUUGAUAUAACCGAUUGCUUAAAGAACCUUACAAACAAGUUAGAUGCAAAAAGUAUAAUAAAGGAUUCUUCUUUCGAUCUUUUUGAGGGUACCCAUGCUUUAGAAAUUAACAAUUGCAAACUUGAUUCAACUUUGUUAGACCUUCCAGCUGAAGAUAUUGAAUUCUCAUGUAACAUAGCUUACGGCAAAACUAAGGCGGAAAGAAUAUCCUAUGUGACAAGCAUUGUUGAUAAAUUAAGCCGUUCUAUUAUGGAUUGGUUGAAUGACUAUCAAAGUCUGCCUACAACGGUCUUGAGCUGCCAAUAUCUUGAGUAUUUGAGCAUGAAAUAUAAGGAAAGCGGUAAUGUGACACUCACCAGUAUGCACCUAAAUACCGGAUGUGACCUAUAUGAUCAAGUUCUAUCGAGUUGUGCUACUGCAGCAAUAUAUAUGAUAAACUUUGCUAGCUCACUUCUACGUGCAGGUGUUAUUUAUCAAGAAGAGGACUUGAAUUGCUAUACUAUGGGAUUAGAAAUUCUGACAGAAGUUUUAAUUGACGAUGUUGCUGCUGAACUGCGAAAAACUAUUACUGUUUUAAAAACCAAAUUUCCAGAUGCUAAGCGCUUGAUGCAGCUAGUGCUCUUAUUCGAUAACCUGCUAAAAAUUCCUGACUAUAGACCGUUGAUUGAAUUCCCGCCUUCAGACAAUAUGCAGCCAUUACACGACCUAAUUGAGAUUGCUGAGAAAUUGGAAGCCGAAGAAUGGACUGGAGUUGUACCGCCCGGCUCUUUCUCGCAAGUGAUCCAAAAAAGAUUGUCUAAUCAUUUCCCACCGAAGGCCCUUUACGAGUCAUCUUCAGGACAAUUUAAAGCUUAUGCCAACAUGGCUGCAGAUAUCCUUACGGUUCUCAAUGUUCGUAAUGCUGUAACUGUCUUUGAGAUACGGCAGUUUGCAUGGUUUUUUGAGAAAUGUAAACAGAGACACGUUGUGGCAAGAGCUUUGUUUCCAUUGUAUCUAAUGAGGGAUGAUCAAUCAGUGUUGGGCGUUUACUCGUUCACCGAUUUUACUUACCAAACUCUAAUGCAGUUUUCUCUGUGUGCGAGUAAGCUAGAGCAGUCAGCUCCUGAAGAACUUGAAGAAAUUCAGUUGGAACUAGACAAAUUCUACCAGGAGAUGUCCAGUAUAAAUUUCGAAUGGUAUCAAAACCUGUCCCAAAAUGUUUGUAGGUACCGGCAGGGAUACAACCGCCAAGUUCUUCUAUGGGACUCACUCCAAGCAAACUUGCAACACUUCGAAAUGACCCUGGAAAGUAAAGGACUGGUUGAUGAACUACCGGAUGGUCCUUUUUUUCCCCUCAAUACAUGGGUAUAUUUCAUGAAGGUUACCGCAAUGCUUGAAUAUAUUUUGAAAGGCUUCGAUCUCGAGGUGUACAAACCUUGGGAAUCCUUCACUAUGAAUUGGUACGUCUAUUAUCUAUGUAACAGCCUCGAAUGCUGCUACGAAAGAGUACGAGCCUUUGCAGAACAAAAAAUAACGUCUAUACGGGCAAUGAAUAAGAAGCUCAAGAAAAUGAAGAGCGGUCCUAGGAAAGACUCUCUCAAGCAAACGUACCAGCGAGUAAUGGCUACAACAAUGCCGCAGCUACGUUACAAUGUACAAUGCAUAAAUUUUCUCGCUAAGGACUGUGAAAUUAUGAAGGCAAUAGCGCUUGCACAAGUUUUCCAAUUCGGUAUCCUUAGAUCAUUCAAAAUCAUUGACAAUAAACAUCCGGGCGAUAUUAAGUUCACCUCAGAUGAGCUUCUCCACGAUCUACGUUUUAAAUCAUUUUCAUCCAUUGGAGUUCCAAAACUACCAGACCAUGGAGCUUUUCAGGAAACCCUAGAGGCUUUUACACCAUCGAAUCCAAAUUUUGAGUCCAAAUUAAAAACGUCAGUGUUACUCCUCAAUGAGGAAUUGGAUGCUGCUGAUGAUGCGGUAACUCUCUUGCUAAAGUGCAUAAACACUGAAGAUAAGUCACAUACAGAUAUUGCCACUGGUACUCGUUUGGUGUCUGAAGAAGCAGUAGAAUGGUACACAUCUAUAAAGAUGUCCAUUGACGCGAUCCGUAGCAAUGCCGACGACACGUUGGAAAAACUUGGCAGUAAAACUUCUAAUAAUAACUCUACUGCAUAUAGAGGUAGUCUAAAAUACCUUCCUGGUACUUGUAGAUUCUUCCCACUACUUAAAGUAGAAACUAUUGAGUAA